ACAACCAGAAUUCUUCAGCUAAAUGUGUAGAUGACAUGUGAAAAUCUAAAUAGCAGAGAAGGAUCGAAUUUUGAGUCUAAUGGUCGCGUCUCAUGUUGUUAGUCUUCAUUUCUGCGAGUCUCAGACUCAAACUCAAAAUCUUGCCUCGAUCCUUACCCUUUUCUCUUUCAGUUGAGCUUCCAUCACCAAACCCAAUUCUAAGAUCAAAAUGGGUUUCCUUUUCCAGUUCCACCAAUGCCUCUCCACACGUGCAAGACCCACAACACUUCAUUGGCAUUUUCUGCAAUGCGAGGCUUCACCAGAACCACUACGAGUGCGAGCUUGCAUUGGUUUCCGCGCUCAAAUAUUGUUCUUCCUCCUCUCAGGGUCGCCAACUUCAUUCUCUGGUAUUGAAACUCGGACUCCAUUCCAACACCUUCAUUCAAAACAGCUUGAUCAACAUGUACGCAAAACGCGGUUCAAUUAAAGAUGCCCAAUUGCUGUUUGAUGCUUGUCCCACGUUGAACCCUAUUUCCUGUAACAUUAUGGUUUGUGGGUAUGCCAAAGCUGGUCAAUUGGACAAUGCCCGCAAACUGUUUGACAUAAUGCCUGACAAAGGUUGUGUCUCCUACACCACCAUGAUAAUGGGUCUCGUCCAAAAUGAAUGCUUUCGAGAAGCUCUAGAGGUUUUCAAGGACAUGAGGUCUGAUGGGGUGGUCCCUAAUGACUUGACUCUGGUAAAUGUGAUAUAUGCUUGCUCACAUUUUGGUGAAAUUUUGAACUGUCGAAUGAUUCAUGCGAUUGCUAUUAAGUUGUUUGUUGAGGGGUUGGUUCUUGUUUCGACAAAUUUGAUGCGUGCGUACUGUCUUUGUUCGGGUGUAGGGGAAGCAAGAAGGUUGUUUGACAGGAUGCCUGAAGUGAAUUUGGUCUCUUGGAAUGUAAUGUUAAACGGAUAUGCAAAGGCUGGCCUUGUUGACAUGGCCAGGGAGUUGUUUGAGAGAGUUCCUGAUAAGGAUGUGAUUUCUUGGGGAACAAUGAUUGAUGGUUAUAUCCUAAUGAAUCGUUUACAUGAAGCUUUGGUGAUGUAUCGUGCAAUGCUACGAAGUGGGCUUGCACUUAAUGAAAUCCUAGUUGUGAAUUUGGUUUCAGCAUGUGGUCGUCUGAAUGCAAUUGGUGAUGGUUGGCAAUUGCAUGGAAUGGUUGUUAAGAAAGGCUUUGACUGUUACAAUUUUAUACAGACUACUAUCAUCCAUUUUUAUGCAGCUUGUGGGAUGAUGGACCUUGCUUGUUUGCAAUUUGAAGUGGGCGCAAAGGAUCACCUAGAGUCGUGGAAUGCUCUUGUUUCUGGAUUCAUAAAAAAUAGAAUGGUGGACCAGGCAAGGAAAAUCUUUGAUGACAUGCCUGAAAGAGAUGUGUUUUCAUGGAGUACCAUGAUUUCUGGCUACGCACAAACUGACCAGUCCAGAAUCGCUCUUGAACUCUUCCAUAAAAUGGUAGCCAGUGGGAUCAAACCAAAUGAAGUUACGAUGGUGAGUGUAUUCUCUGCAAUUGCCACAUUAGGCACAUUGAAGGAGGGAAGAUGGGCUCAUGAAUACAUAUGUAAUGAAUCCAUCCCAUUGAAUGACAAUUUACGUGCAGCUCUAAUUGAUAUGUAUGCAAAGUGUGGGAGCAUCAACAGUGCCUUGCAAUUUUUCAAUCAGAUUCGAGACAAAACCUUUUCUGUGUCCCCAUGGAAUGCAAUUAUAUGUGGGUUAGCCUCGCAUGGACAUGCAAGUAUGUGCCUAGAUGUUUUCUCUGAUAUGCAGAGGUAUAAUAUCAAACCAAAUCCAAUUACAUUUAUAGGAGUCCUUAGUGCUUGUUGUCAUGCUGGGUUGGUGGAGCCUGGGCGAAGAAUAUUUAGAAUCAUGAAGAGUGCAUAUAAUGUCGAACCAGAUAUCAAGCAUUAUGGCUGUAUGGUUGAUCUUUUGGGCAGAGCUGGGCUAUUAGAAGAAGCUGAGGAAAUGAUAAGGAGCAUGCCAAUGAAGGCUGACAUUGUGAUAUGGGGAACUUUAUUAGCAGCAUGUAGAACUCAUGGAGAUGUCAAUAUAGGAGAGAGGGCUGCAGAGAGUUUGGCAGGGUUGGCACCAUCACACGGUGGAGGUAAAGUUCUCCUAUCAAACAUAUACGCAGAUGCAGGAAGGUGGGAGGAUGUAUCACUGGUUAGAAGAGCCAUUCAGAAUCAGAGAAUGGAGAGAAUGCCUGGGUGCAGUGGUGUUAUAAGGUAGCUAAAGGAGUUUCAAUUCGCUUAGAUUGUUUUGCUAAAUUUAGAGAUGAAGAUGCUGGUCUUUCAUACAAAAUGUUUUUGAGAAUCAUGUAUUCCGAUUUUGUAAAUUAUUCAGAAAUACUCUUUACUAGUUGUGCUUUAAACAUACUAUUACUUAUCAUUUAUA
This is a messenger RNA of Glycine soja, 2408 nucleotides long. Its product is annotated as pentatricopeptide repeat-containing protein At5g19020, mitochondrial. The coding region runs from base 93 to 2243 and encodes 716 amino acids. The record is from RefSeq and is a predicted model, not a curated record. Gene Ontology annotation, molecular function: RNA binding; protein binding. NCBI's taxonomy places the organism in Eukaryota, Viridiplantae, Streptophyta, Magnoliopsida, Fabales, Fabaceae. Gene Ontology annotation, biological process: RNA modification. The transcript has a single exon.